This is a messenger RNA of Coregonus clupeaformis (lake whitefish), 1263 nucleotides long. Its product is annotated as interleukin-10-like. Gene Ontology annotation, cellular component: extracellular region. The coding region runs from base 293 to 847 and encodes 184 amino acids. Gene Ontology annotation, biological process: immune response. NCBI's taxonomy places the organism in Eukaryota, Metazoa, Chordata, Actinopteri, Salmoniformes, Salmonidae. The record is from RefSeq and is a predicted model, not a curated record. Gene Ontology annotation, molecular function: cytokine activity. The transcript is spliced from 5 exons.
UCCCCCUCCCCUCAUCACCAGAACACAUGACCAACUCUGUUCGCAUCACAGAGGAAAUAGGUGAGACGUUUCUCAGGGUAUAAAUGACGAGGGGUUUAGGCCAGAGUACACAUGCUCUCCUGUCUGCUCCUCAAGAGGACCACCAGAGGACAACCAGAACCAGUACACUCUAGUACCAGGAGACACCAGAACCAGAAGUAGAGUGCAGCACCAGUACACUCUAGUACCAGGAGACACCAGAACCAGAAGUAGAGUGCAGCACCAGUACAGUGUAGUACCAGUAGACUCCAGGAUGUCUCCCUGCUCUCUCCUCCUAUCCCUGCUGCUGGCUGCAGCGCUGCAGUGUGAGCGUGCCCAGUGCAGACGUGUGAUGUGCUCCGACCGCUGCUGCUCCUUCAUAGAGGGCUUCCCCGUCAGACUGAAGGAACUCCGCACCGCCUUCUCCACCAUCAGAGACUACUACGAGGCUAACGAUGAUCUGGAGACAGUCCUGCUGGACGAAGGGAUUCUACACCACUUCAAGAGUCCGUUGGGGUGUCACGCUAUGGACAGCAUCCUGAAGUUCUACCUCGACACGGUGUUUCCCACCGCCAUGAACAACAGAACACAGAACAACAACGACUUUAAAUCUCCCAUCGACUCCAUGGGAAACAUCUUCCACAUGCUGAAGAAAGAGAUCGUCCAAUGUAGGAACUACUUCUCCUGUAAGAAACCAUUUGACAUCAACGAGUUCACCUCCUCGUAUAAGAAGAUGCAGGAUAAGGGCCUGUAUAAGGCAAUGGGAGAGCUGGACCUGCUCUUCAACUACAUCGAGGAGUACCUGGUCUCUCAGAGACGCAAACACUGACCCCUGACCCUGAGCCUGGACCAAUCAGAAUUAGCCAAAGUUCUGUGGGUAACCCUAACCUCUAAUAACCUCAAAGUCCAAACAUCUAAACUGCAGUCCAGGAAUCUGGGACUGCGUCUUUGUGGAAGACCAUGAGACUAAAGUGUAUUGGUCCUGAGGACCUUCUCUUUAAAGUCCUGAACCACAUUUAGCCUCAGGUUCAUCAAAACUUUAUUACUGAGUCAUAUUGACUGAAACAUUCUGCUGUAAAGUUGAAUUCGUAGAAUUUUUAGGAUUGACUCUCUGGACGUCCUUCCUCAGAUAUAGUACAGUCAUGAUGUGAUGUUAAUCUAACCACCAUGUGGAGGAAGGAAUCAUAUGUUACUGUAAAUUUACCUUAACAUGUUUUAAUAUGUGAUCAUUGACUGAUCUGUAAU